Molecule: messenger RNA, 308 nt
Organism: Neltuma alba
Lineage: Eukaryota; Viridiplantae; Streptophyta; Magnoliopsida; Fabales; Fabaceae
Product: GPN-loop GTPase 3-like
Exons: 4
Coding region: 21-293 (90 amino acids)
Molecular function (GO): GTPase activity
Source: RefSeq, a predicted model, not a curated record
CCAAAUUUAUAAGUGGAUGCAUGGCUUGCCUUUCUGCAAUGGUUCAAUUGGAAUUACCCCAUGUUAAUAUUCUCUCUAAAAUGGACCUUGUGACUAACAAAAGGGAUUUAGAAGAAUUUUUGGAUCCAGAACCCCGCUUUUUGUUGUCUGAAUUGAAUCAACGGAUGGCUCCUCAGUUUGCAAAGCUGAAUAAAGCUUUGAUUGAAUUGGUGAAUGACUAUAGCAUGGUGAGUUUUAUUCCACUGGACUUGAGGAAGGAAAGCAGCAUACGAUAUUGUGUUGGCCCAAAUUGAUAAUUGUAUUCAGUA